AUGGUCAAGUCAUACCACCCAAAGAGGAACACUUCCGCGCUAUGGACGUUGCCAACCAUCGGCCUGCUGUGGUGCUGUGCGAUUGUGGCGCCGGCGACCCGCGCGGCAGCUUCCUCGGCCGCGAGUGCAAGCGAGCCCAAAGUGACGCCCAACUUCUCCAGUCCGCCACUGCACUAUUCGCCCUUGUCGUUCCGGGGACUCACGCCCGACUACAAGAUCAAGACCUUUGACAUGUCCGGUCACACGUGCGUUAAUCUGCCUGCUCUUCCAGUCGCCCUCGCGCGAGCCCUCGCGGACCUCCCCCACUUGCACUUGGGCUCGUAGGCUCGCUUUCCUUCCAUGGCCGACUGGACUGACGCGAGUGUCGUUUUGAUUCGACAGUACACCUUUACCAGCAGUUCAUGAUUUCCUACGACUGAUACCCGUAAGUUGUACCGCGCACCGUCCAGUGCUUCCCCUCGAUCACCUCCGUGCCUCCAAUCGAGCCUGCUGACGUGGUCUCGCUUCCCUUCCUUUCUUCGAACCCUCGCUUCUAUCCUCCCUCGCACCUCCUCCUCCUCCAUCGCUAGUCCUUCCCUUUGGCCCAUGGUGCCAUCUAUACCACAAAACCCCUCGAGUCGGCGGAAUGGGUCGUCGAAGUCGCGUUCCGCGUACACGGUGUACCCGCGAUCGGACUGGUCGAGACCUUGGCCGACGGCACAACGAAGCGGAUGAACAAGGUGAGCGCGCAUUCGAAAUGCACAAACGUAUUCUCAACAUCCACUAACCGAAGAAUGGUCUGUCACAGGGUGGUCGAGGCUUGGCGUUCUGGUUCACAAAGGUACAUCCUGUUCCCUUUACUCGAAGGAGGUGGGCAGCUCGAUUCACCGAGCUGACCAAAAUCCUUUCGCUCUCUUCUCCUGCAUACUCCUACCGUGAACCGAACCACACAGGAAGGACUACCAGGACCGGUAACUAUUUCGGCGAACGCAAAGACGAAGACGCACGAACCGCCGCACACGCUCCCGAUCCCGAGCGAAGGCAGCACCGACGAAUCGUGUUCGCUCUUCGGUUCGCGCACGACCUUUGAAGGUCUCGGUGUCAUCUUCGACACCUCCCCCGCCGCUCCCUUGUACCGUCGCACGCAGAUCAAGAACUUGGCUUCUUCAAUGAGCUAUGGCGUGGGGACGACGGGCGUCGUUAGUGGUAUUAUGGACGAUGGACACGGGAGGUGGUUGGAUCCGGAUUCGAGGGACAUCAAGCAGGACGAGGAGGCGGGCUAUCUGGAAAAGGCAUUUGGGGAAUGUGAAGCCAGCUUUAGGUAA
Molecule: messenger RNA, 1304 nt
Organism: Microbotryum saponariae
Lineage: Eukaryota; Fungi; Basidiomycota; Microbotryomycetes; Microbotryales; Microbotryaceae
Source: the annotation of a GenBank genome assembly